Drosophila obscura is the source of this 569-nucleotide messenger RNA. RefSeq lists its product as uncharacterized. Gene Ontology annotation, cellular component: gamma-tubulin ring complex. Lineage: Eukaryota; Metazoa; Arthropoda; Insecta; Diptera; Drosophilidae. The record is from RefSeq and is a predicted model, not a curated record. Gene Ontology annotation, biological process: gamma-tubulin complex localization. The transcript has a single exon. The coding region runs from base 23 to 547 and encodes 174 amino acids.
UCUGGAAAUUUCUACAAGAAAAAUGUCUGAUAUCUGGAAGGAGGAUAGUGAAAAAGCGCGUCAGAUUCGCGAUGUGAUCUGUGGCAUGCUCGACUGUGGGAAUUCGGGCCUGUCACCCGAAACGGUUCGCAUUUGCAUUGAGUUGAUGCGCCAUGGCGUCCAACCCAAACAAUUGGCGGAAAUCGUCAGGACAUUGAAACAGGAAGUGCGCGUGAUGAAAAUCGAGUCGGGGCUUGUGAAGACAAUGGAAAAUAUGAAAAUGAAGAGCGAUUUUUACACAAUUACGAGCCAGGGCUUGAGCUCAGAUACAGCCAUCACCAAGGAAUUGAAAGGAGACUCAAAAAUGAAGAAAGAAUUGAGCUCGUCGGUUUCAAUUAAAGCAGCCAUUCCAAGCAAAGGCAAAGAACAUAACUUAAACGCAAUUGUCAAUCAAGAAUUGAUGCCAGAAUCAAUCAGAAAUCCAGAGAACGAAUCAAUUUUAAAGCAGAUCACAAACCCAAUAUUGAAGUGUGCGAUUAAGAAGAUUCUUAAUGAAAUGAUUGAUUAAAUACACUUGCAAUUUAUUUAUA